Molecule: messenger RNA, 264 nt
Organism: Candidula unifasciata
Lineage: Eukaryota; Metazoa; Mollusca; Gastropoda; Stylommatophora; Geomitridae
Source: the annotation of a GenBank genome assembly
AAAACUACCCGCAGUCCCUUGGAAGCUCUCUUCAGCACCAACACCUCAGCAGGCACCUCUCUUCUCUACCAGCUGACCCUGGAUGCCCUUGAAGAAGAAGACUACUGCCAUUUUGAAAUCAUGCUGGAAUUCCUUCACAACAGGGUUCACUUCCUGAUUGGUGGUGAGGGAACUUACUCCAUGUCUACCCUGGACUACUCUGCUUAUGAUCCCAUUUUUAUGAUUGUCCACUCUGGCAUGGACAGGAUCUGGGUUUUGUGGCAG